This is a messenger RNA of Pseudophryne corroboree (corroboree frog), 3533 nucleotides long. It is a transcript of the gene ELP2, whose product is annotated as elongator acetyltransferase complex subunit 2. Gene Ontology annotation, cellular component: elongator holoenzyme complex. The record is from RefSeq and is a predicted model, not a curated record. NCBI's taxonomy places the organism in Eukaryota, Metazoa, Chordata, Amphibia, Anura, Myobatrachidae. Gene Ontology annotation, molecular function: protein binding. The transcript is spliced from 22 exons. Gene Ontology annotation, biological process: tRNA wobble uridine modification. The coding region runs from base 566 to 3097 and encodes 843 amino acids.
AGUUUCCCUUCACAGGACAGCGGGCAGCGGCAGGCACCACAGCAGCAGCGGAUCUUGCCAUGGUGCGGCGCCCUCCGGAAGGAGGCGCCCCGAGCAAAAGUCCUGCUUUCCCGUGACAAGAUCCGCUACUGUUCGCACCCAAUGUUUUAGCGGGGAGGGUGCAGCAGGACAUUGAAGCGUGGCAAGCGAACCUUUCGGGCACCCCGUUCGGGCCUUGCUCCUCCACCUAGUGACGUCAGAGGUCCUUUCCCCAACUUGGUUUAGCCAUAACCAAGGACAUAUCCCCUUUAGUAAGUGCCAAAGACUUUAUGUCUCACUGUUAAAUGGCGCCCAGUAUGCUAUAAUCACAAGUACCACACAUCAAAGCGUUGAACAGCACAGCACAACACAUUAUAACAAACUCCUGUACAGUGCACAUGAAUCACACUGCAGUCAGUGAGCCCUCCCAUCCCAUCGGCACGCAGUAAGCCAGCAACCAGCAACAACCACACCACGCUAGUGCAGUCACAUGGUACAAUGAUAUCCGGGAGGGACUCAGCGAUCACAUGACUCCGAUGUCAUCGAGAUGCUGCUGGCUGGGAACCUGUGUUUUCCAGAAUCAAACAUGGCGGCUUCCACAGUUCAUCUUUCGCAUGCUGCUUUUUCUGUCAACCGAUGCCCACACUGUGUGAGCUGGGGUCGCGGGGAUGUGCUGGCGUGUGGAACCUGUCACUCCAUAGUACUGUACAGUCCUCAGAAAAAAACCGUGAUAACCACUCUGAAUGGGCAUUCAGGAAGAGUUAACUGUGUGCUGUGGAUUCAGAAACAUGAUUGCAGUGCUGAAACGGAACUCGUCUCUGGUGGAUCUGAUAAUAAGGUGAUCAUUUGGAAGACAAAGGACUAUCAGUGUGUACAUGCUGAUGUACUGGAGGGUCACACUGAGGCAGUGUGUGCAGUUCAUGCUGUGUACAUGCCAACAGACUCUGAGGAUGAUCUUCUUGUGGCCUCUGCUGCCUCAGACUGCACUGUUCGAAUAUGGUUAAGAAGCAAGUUAACAACUGAAUGUCUUCAAACCUUGUCUUUUGGAAACGGAUUUGUUCUGGAUGUCUGCUUAUCAUUUUUACCUGGCAGUCAGGUCCCCAUUUUAGCUUGCGGAGGAGAUGACAGCCAGGUUCAUUUGUAUGUAAAACAGGAUGGGCAGCUUAAGAAGACACAAGUCCUUCAUGGACAUGAGGAUUGGGUGCGAGGUGUAGAAUGGGCUAUUAAUGGAGAGGAUAUGUACUUGGCAAGCUGUGCCCAGGAUGCCCUAAUCCGUAUCUGGAAAAUCUUUGCCAAAUCUGCAGUAGAUGAUGUCAAAGUUGAUGAUGAGUAUGAAAAAAACUUUAUCAAGCUGAAGGAGAAAGUAUUUACAAUAAAGGAGGAUAAUGGCGAGUUUAUUUAUGCUGUAACCUUAGAGACAGUUUUGGCUGGCCACGAAAAUUGUGUGUAUGCUGUUCAUUGGCAGCCAUCUUUCAUGAAAGAUGGCAGCAUUGUACAGCCGAUGAGUCUGUUGUCAGCCUCAAUGGAUAAAACCAUGAUUCUAUGGGAACCAGAUGAGGAGUCUGGAGUAUGGCUAGAACAGGUCCGUGUUGGAGAAGUUGGAGGCAACACUUUAGGAUUUUAUGGCUGUCAGUUUGGCCCUGAGAAAUCUAUGAUUCUCGCACAUGCAUUUCAUGGAGCCCUGCACAUGUGGAGUCGAAAUCCAACCAGACAUGAUGAGUGGAUUCCCAUGGUUGUCAUAUCUGGGCAUUUCAACAGUGUGCAGGGUCUGAGGUGGGAUCCUGAUGGAGAAUUUAUAAUAACCGUUGGCACAGACCAAACUACCAGGCUCUUUGCUCCUUGGAAAGCAAGAAAUAAAUCACAGGUAACUUGGCAUGAAAUUGCAAGGCCACAGAUCCAUGGGUAUGACAUGCAGUGUAUAGCCAUGAUUGGAAGAUUCCAGUUUGUGUCUGGUGCUGAUGAAAAAGUUCUCAGAGUAUUUUCUGCGCCGAAGAACUUCAUUGAAAAUUUCAGUCAAAUUUCUAAUACUUCGGUGGACAAACUUCUUGUAAAUGAAGACACCAAUCUUCCUGAAGGUGCUACUGUUCCUGCUUUAGGGUUGUCGAAUAAAGCAGUCUUUCAUGAAAAUUUGAAUACAGCUGCUGUUCCAGAAAAGGAGGCCUACAACAGUGUGUCUGAUCAGUAUUCUCAUCCGUAUUUUCAGCCUCUUGUGCUGACAGAGCCCCCAACAGAAGAUCAUCUUUUGCAGAACACACUGUGGCCUGAGGUUCAAAAGUUGUAUGGGCAUGGCUAUGAAAUAUUCUCUGUAGCUUGUAACAGCUCCAGAACAGUCAUUGCUUCUGCAUGUAAGGCUUCCAAAAGAGAACAUGCAGUAAUUAUUUUGUGGAGUACUACGAGCUGGAAGCAAAUCCAGAGCUUGUCUUUUCACAACCUGACUGUUACUCAGAUGGCAUUUUCUUCUGAUGACAAAUUCCUAUUAGCAGUUUCCAGAGAUAGAAACUGGUCCCUGUGGAGGAAGCAGGAGGGAAUUCCAACGCAAUCAGCAGAACCCCAAUUCAUUUUGCAUGCUAACACAGACAAGAAUACAUCUGCCCAUAGCCGAAUCAUUUGGUCAUGUGACUGGACCCCAGACAGCAAGUUUUUUGUCACAGGAAGCAGAGACAAAAAGGUGAUUGUAUGGGGUGACUGCCAGGAGUCUGAUGCCAAGAGUGAGAACAGCUGUGCUCCUAUCAGGCCUUGCUCUACUCUUCAAGAUGCAGGAGACUCAGUCACAGCUGUCAGUGUCAGCCAGAUACUUGCUUCUCAUGGAAGUUACAUCAUUGCUGUUGGGUUAGAAUGUGGCAAAAUUCACCUAUACAAAUGGCAAUACAAUGCUAUGAUUGAUGACUGGAUAAAGAGUUAUGAGAUGGACCAAAGCCUUUGUCACACUCUGACUGUCAAGCAGCUCUGCUGGAGAAGUAAGCUGGGUCGAGCUGGUCAUGAUGAUCAGGACAAUGGAGAAUGGUUGCAGCUGGCGAGCUGUGGAGCGGAUCAUGGUGUUAAGAUAUACAAUGUUAACAGGAGCAUAUUCUCAUUAUAGAAGCUUCUUGUAUAAUGAACAUAAUUUAUAAAUGAAAUAGCACUACCAGUGUUGAUAGAACAUGGCUUCAAAGACGCUGAAUGCCAUAUUAGUUGCUGUUCAAGGUUUUGUUUGUUUUCUAUUAAAAGAAAAAAUAAAUAAUAUAUGGGACAACUUAAAUUUACAUGUCUUCACUUCAAAUUUCAGCUCAAACAUUUCUUUUUGUAUAAGUAAAACUAAUUUGAGCAUCAUUCUUUAUCCCGCUUUGUUACUCAACACCCUAUUCUAAUGUAAAUAGUUUAGGUUCGGUGAAAUCCUCCAAAAUUUCAAAUAACGUGUAACACUCAUCCUCCUGCUUAUAUAAGAAUCAUAUAGCUAUGACUUUUAACAAAAAGGGUUAAAAAAAUUACUUUUCUGUCACGGACUAGCAUAAGGAAUUAAAAAUCCAUCAAUCAUG